AUGGCCAAUUUCGCCAGUAAUGGUUAUGUUUUGGCCAAGCCAUUCAUCGGCAAUGGUUAUGUGGUGGCUAAGCAAUUCGUCGGUAAUGGUUAUGUGGUGGUCAAGCCAUUCAUCGCUCUCCUCAUCCCUAUUUCCCAACCAUUUACACAAGCUCCUUCUUCUUCUUCUUCUUCUUCUUCUUCUUCUUCUUCUUCUUCUUCUUCUUCUUCUUCUUCUUCUAUGUCCUCAGUCUUUCUUCGUUUUGUAUUCUCCUCUCUUUGUUCGUUACUUGUCCUCCUCUCUUUCUUUGAUAUUCUUUCUCAAUCUCUUAAUCUGAUCCUCUUCCACCACUCUCUCCCCUCUCUCUCUCUCUCUCUCUCACUCUCUCUUUCUAUCUCUUUUGUAAUUAGAAAACUUUUCUUUUCCUCUUUCGCCUUUAUCUGUAAAAUUUGGGAAGCUCUUUCUCUUCUCUUUCUCUCUGUCUCUUUAUCCUCUUCAUUUAUUUUAGAGUUCUUUCUUUCUUUCUUUCUUUAUUUUUUUCUUUCUUUCUUUCUUUCUUUCUUUCUUUCUUUCUUUCUUUCUAGAAGUUCAAAUCGUUAUUUCUUUUCUUUUUCUUUCUUUCUUUCUUUCUUUCUUUCUUUCUUUCUUUCUUUCUUUCUAGAGUUCAAAUCGUUUCUUUCUUUCUUUCUUUCUUUCUUUCUUUCUUUCUUUCUUUCUUUCUUUCUUUCUUUCUUUCUAGAGUUCAAAUCGUUAUUUCUUUCUUUCUUUCUUUCUUUCUUUCUUUCUUUCUUUCUUUCUUUUAAAUUUCUUUUCUUUCAAAUUUCUUUCUUAUUUCUUUUCUUUCUCCAAGUCAGUCCAAAUCGUCAUUUCUUUCUUUCUUUUCUUUUCUUUUCUUUCUUUCUUUCUUUCUUUUCUUUCUUUCUUUCUUUCUUUUUUCUUUCUAGAGUUCAAAUCAGUUCAAAUCGUUCUUUUCUUUCUUUCUUUCUUUUUUCUUUCUUUUUAUUCUUUUCUUUAGAGUUCAAACCGUCAUUUCUUUCUUUCUUUCUUUUCUUUCUUUUUUCUUUCUUUCUUUCUUUCUUUCUUUCUUUCCAAGUCGUUUUACAAACCCUUCGCUUUUUUCUUUUUUUCUUUUUUCUUUUUUCUUUCUUUCUAGAGUUCAAAUCAAUUAUUUCUUUCUUUUCUUUCUUUUCUUUCUUUCUUUUCAUUCUUUCUUUUUUUUUUUUAUUUUUUCUUUCUUCACUCCAUUUACAACCCUUUUCUUUCUUUCAACAAUUAAUUUCCCGUUUCUUUCUCUUCCCAUUUAUUUUCUUUUUUUUUUUCUUUCUUUCUUUCUUUCUUUCUUUUUUCAAUAUCAUCUCCAUCGCCCUCGCCCUACUCUCUCUCUCUUUUUCUCUCUUUCGCUACUCUCUCUCUAUUAGCCUUACUUUCUACCUUUUUUUCCUCCUCUCCCGCCCUUCGCAACAAGCAAUAUUUCUUAAACCCGCUACCUUCUUCUUUCUUUCUAUUUGCCAUUCUAUCAAGUCAAAUACCACGCCUGAAAACCGCUUCUUACUUUUAAGCCGCAAAACGUCUACUAUCUAUCUAUCUAUCUAUCUAUCUAUCUAUCUAUCUAUCUAUCUCAUCUUUUUCUUAUCUAUCUAUCUAUCUAUCUAUCUAUCUAUCUAUCUAUCUAUCUAUCUAUCUCGGUAUUCUCAUUUCUAUCUAUCUAUCUAUCUAUCUAUUUCAAUCUUUUUCUUAUCUAUCUAUCUAUCUAUCUAUCUAUCUAUCUAUCUAUCUUUUCCCAUUAUCUAUCUAUCUAUUUCAAUCUUUUUCUUAUCUAUCUAUCUAUCUAUCUAUCUUUCUAUCUAUCUAUCUAUCUAUCUAUCUCAGUAUUCUCAUAUCUAUCUAUCUAUCUAUCUAUCUAUCUCUUAUCUAUCUAUCUAUCUAUCUAUCUAUCUAUCUAUCUAUCUAUCUAUCUAUCUAUCUAUCUAUCUAUCUAUCUAUCUAUAUGUACUAACGGACAGUCGUGUACUGGGGAGUCGAUGGUCUGCCAAUGAAUCUAUCUAUCUAUCUAUCUAUCUAUCUAUCUAUCUAUCUAUCUAUCUAUCUGUGUUCAUAGCUAGGAUGUAUCUUUCUCUCUCCCUAUUUCAGUUGAUUUACAUGUAUCAACAUGAAAAAUCAUCUGAUUUAUCUAUCUAUCUAUCUAUCUAUCUAUCUAUCUAUGUAUUUGAUUUACAUCUAUCUAUCUAUCUAUCUAUCUAUCUAUCUAUCUAUCUAUCUAUCUAUCUAUCUAUCUGUGUUCAUAGCUACCUAUCUUUCUCUCUCUCCCUAUCUCAGUUGAUUUACAUCUAUCUAUCUAUCUAUCUAUCUAUCUAUCUAUCUAUCUAUCUAUCUAUCUAUCUAUCUAUAUCUAUCUAUCUAUCUAUCUAUCUAUCUAUCUAUCUAUCUAUCUAUCUAUCUAUCUAUCUAUCUAUUCUAAGAAUUAUCUAUUCUAUCUAUCUAUCUAUCUAUCUAUCUAUCUAUCUAUCUAUCUAUCUAUCUAUGUCUGAUGAUGCAAAAUCAAUCAACCCAAUCUUUCUCCGUUUCAUUCUUUACAUAUUUCUCGGUAUUUUCUUAUCUAUCUAUCUAUCUAUCUAUCUAUCUAUCUAUCUAUCUAUCUAUCUAAGUCUGUCCCUUUCUCUCUCUCUCUUACACACACUGUCUCUUUCUUUCUUUCUAUUUUACUAUGCUCAUUAUCUAUCUAUCGAUCGAUCAAUCGUUCUAUCAAUCUCAGUCUGUCCCUUUCUUUUUCUCUUUCUAUCUCACUGUCUUAUGUACACUCAGUCUCUUUCUUUCUUUCUUUCUUUCUAUCUAUCUAUGUAUGUAUGUCAGUCUGUUCAUAUCUAUCUAUCUAUCUAUCUAUCUAUCUAUCUAUCUAUCUAUCUAUCUAUCUAUCUCAGUCUGUCCCUUUCUCUCUCUCCCUCUUUCUCUCUCUAUCUGACUGUCUUAUGUACACUUGGUCUCUUUCUUUAUUUCUUUCUUUCUUUCUUUCUUUCUUUUUCACUUUGCGCAUUAUCUAUCUAUCUAUCUAUCUAUCUUAGUCUGUCGCUUUCUCUCUCACUUACAUGCAGUCUGUUCCUAUCUAUCUAUCUAUCUAUCUAUCUAUCUAUCUAUCUAUCUAUCUAUCUAUCUAUCUAA
This is a messenger RNA of Acanthosepion pharaonis, 3135 nucleotides long. The record is from the annotation of a GenBank genome assembly. Lineage: Eukaryota; Metazoa; Mollusca; Cephalopoda; Sepiida; Sepiidae.